UCUUCCUAAAAAGAUGUGACGUGUGAGAAAAGCACGUGGUUCUCGCGCCUCCGCGCGUUGAUGCUAUCGCGUUACGAGAGUCAAUUAAGAGUGUUCUUUCGACGAGUUGAUCGCGCGUGUACAUUUUUCGAAUUAUCAUCGUUACCGCACGAAAUCAUUAGCCCGAGGGUCACCGAGAGACUCGUUUAAUAACAGUCACGAAUGAGUUCUCGCCGGGCGUCGCAUUUAACGCGAAUAAACACCGAAUCAAGCAUCGUUUUCGCGGGAACGCGUUAACGCCACUCGUGUCUCGUGUAAUGAAAUAUUUCGCAGCGAAUUUCUUGGAAUUAACUGAAAGGCAACGGGCAUGUUUCGAUCUGCUACAAUUGAAUUGAGGAAUUAUUCAGUUUCUGUAAUGGGCUUUUGAGUUUUGUCAGCUGCAGCAAAGUUUUGCCUCCAGAAAACACAUUCGAGAGAUAAUUCGACGAAAAGUGAGACCCAAAAUAAUGCGCCGACGACGAGUGAUCCGCUCGGGCCAGCAAACUUUGGCAAACCCGCACAAACUUCGGCGACGAUUCGAUGCAUCGCGAGAAGCGGCUGUAAACUCUCACCAGCAACAAUAUAAAAGUGAUUUUGUAAUCGAUGAAUCACUCGCGAUCGAUUGAGACGAAAAGAGGGAAAAAACUUGGCCACCGCCACAGAAAUACCCUCACUCUCGUGCGCCUUGUGUGAACGGUCUAAAAAAUGGUUGUGCGAGAGGUCUCAACUCGCAGUCGGUAGUGACACGCGAUUUAAAACGGCCUGGUUCCGCGAUACCCGUCGCUACUACGGUAUUGUCACAAUUAUCGAGCCGAAAUAACCGGCGCUUGGGCCCCCGAGACCGAGAGAACCGGAGCGACCGUUGUUUUGGGUGAUAAAUAAACGACUCGCGAGGUGAGGCCAGCAGGCGAGAAGGAGCGGGAGAAAAAUGAGCGGCCAGGAAAACUUGGACGAGUGCUACAAAGUGAUCGAAAUUCUCGUUCUCGAAGCCGGUAAGGUGAUUGCCGAGGCCAUCGAUAAGGACAAAGUCACCGAAACGAAAACCAUCGACUAUGACAUGGUCACCGAGUACGAUCGAAAGGUCGAAAACACACUGGUCACCAGCCUGGCGAACAAAUUUCCUAAUCACAAGUUUAUCGGCGAGGAAAGCGCGGCCGCAAAUGGCCUCACACCCAAUUUAACGAACGACCCAACAUGGAUAAUAGAUCCGAUCGACGGAACGACCAACUUCGUGCACCGCUUUCCUCAGGUUUGCGUCUCGGUCGCUCUUUUGAUAAAGAAAAGGGCCGAGAUCGGUAUCAUCUACAAUCCGAUGAUGAACCAAUUUUUCACCGCUCGAAGAGGAAAAGGCGCUUUUCUCAAUGGCAAACCGAUCAAAACGUCGAGUGUUCAGGAUCUGUCUCUCUCACUCGUUGCAAUGGAACCAUGGAUCGCCAAAGAGGAUCCGUAUCGAGCUCACAUUUACAGACGAAUGGAUGCUCUCAUCCAUCAAACUCACGGAAUAAGAUCGCUGGGAACAGCCGCGUUAACGUUGUGCUACGUCGCCAUGGGAGCAGUGGAAGCUUAUCACGUGGAAAGUAUAGAGGCUUGGGACGUCGCUGCAGCACAAUUAAUCAUUGAAGAAGCUGGCGGAAUCGUUAUUGACACUGCUGGUGGAGAGUUAGACCUGAUGAAGCCACGUGUGAUCGCCGCUUGCAAUCGUAAAUUGGCCUGUCAAUUGGUUGAACUUUUCAACGAAGCUGACACCAAACCCAUCAAUGUUAAUCUCACUAGAAACUGUUGAUUGCUUUUUUGUUAGUGAAUAAAUAUUUCUUUCAAAUA
Messenger RNA from Venturia canescens, 1839 nucleotides. RefSeq names its product inositol monophosphatase 2-like. The transcript has 6 exons. Lineage: Eukaryota; Metazoa; Arthropoda; Insecta; Hymenoptera; Ichneumonidae. Bases 947 to 1801 code for a protein of 284 amino acids. Gene Ontology annotation, molecular function: inositol monophosphate 1-phosphatase activity. Gene Ontology annotation, biological process: inositol metabolic process; phosphatidylinositol phosphate biosynthetic process; signal transduction. The record is from RefSeq and is a predicted model, not a curated record.